AUGGCUAAUAGUAAUAAUAAUAUUGGUUCAUCAGAUAAAACACAAAAUGAGUAUUUAGAUGAAGAUAAUAAAGAAAUUGAAGAUAAUGAAGAAUGUGAUUUGACUUAUAUUUCUGAGACAGAAUUUGGUGAGUAUCUUCAAGGGUGGGUAGAAAUAUCGCAAUAUUUAGAAUUUGAUUAUAAGGUUAUCAAUAUGGGUUUAGAUAGUAUGACUUUAUCAAAAUAG
This is a messenger RNA of Racocetra fulgida, 225 nucleotides long. The record is from the annotation of a GenBank genome assembly. NCBI's taxonomy places the organism in Eukaryota, Fungi, Glomeromycota, Glomeromycetes, Diversisporales, Gigasporaceae.